Molecule: messenger RNA, 27236 nt
Organism: Amoebophrya sp. A25
Lineage: Eukaryota; Dinophyceae; Syndiniales; Amoebophryaceae
Source: the annotation of a GenBank genome assembly
AGGGGAUACAAGCUGGGCGGGGGCGGGAAGGACUAGAGCAACUUCAGAAGAGACUAGCCGCAACGCGAGUCGCCAAAGGUGAAGAAAUACAAAUAUUGGGAAAACCGAUGCCAGUGAAUAGCCCGAUUGGAUGUGAUGCCUGGUCAGUUGGGGUGGCGUUGUAUUGUUGGGCAGCAUCUGUCUGGUCGAGGAGUGACUUCGCAGCCAGGUAUUGUCGUUUCGGUGACAAAUAUGGCACCGCGUGAGAUUUUCUUAGAGGUUGUUUGUUUCAUCUUUUAUUCAUAAGGACAUCUAUGUAAGGAAAAGGAUGAUUACAGUCAGCCUCUGCCUGAUCGCGAGUCAAUAACGUAGGACCGAACAACAUUUUUGCUCAUAGUUCAUUAUUAAAGGACAUAGAGAUAGACGGAAGCUGCGACUUUUAUUCGCUUUAUGUUACUACGUACAGUGACUCAGACAGUAUAUAUAAUGAUGAUCACUAGUGUAACUUUUCUGAGCAACAACCUAGUUUGCCGUCUUCUGUCACUGAGCAGGAGCACCUCUAAGAACGCACACCGGAUGACAGGCUUAACAGUUGGACGUGGGGAUCCCAUCCUUCUCCUUUGGUUUAUAAUUCUGCCCCUCCGGCGAAGGUCACAGGGAAAGCAGCGAGCCGGAUCUUCAAGAACGGGUUCCAGAAGUGGUACGUGUAUCGGAGGUUGUUCCGAAAAUUUGAGGGGAUAGCGUUUUCGGUCUGGAAAGAGAAAGGUUUUACGCGGAAUUUUCCGCCUCCUUUUGAUACGUACACUAGUGGUGACCUGUGGACUGAAUGCGAAUGUCGAAAAAAAAAAACAGAAACAGCAGAAACACACAACGAAAGAAAAAAACAACGCACUUUCUACUGCUUCAUGUGGGCAUUGCUGAGGUACGCUUUGAACCACGCUCCUGCGCAACGAGAUUUGGAGAAGCUGAAAAACGCUUUGGAAGCUCUACAAACCGGUGAACCGAAUCUAGGAGUACUAGUAGAAGCAGCUCCAAGCGGAAAAAGUGCAAGCAGCUUCGCUCAGACCAACUCGCGUCCGUCUUCGGAGGACAUCACAACAACAACUACGGAAGCUGAACCCAAUGGCGAACUACAACAGCUCAUACACGCUUCUACAGAUCAAAGUCAAACCUUCAACAGCAAUGCUGAUGCUGUCAUCCGAGACGAAGAGGCUUCAUCUUCUACCCUUGUUUCAGAAGAACCAGAGGGUCCAUCUUCUGCUUCUGCUAGAGCACACUACAAGGUAGUUCAUCCGCACGUACAGAAAGGGAAGUACUACAAAAAGAUGAACAAGAAAAACAAGGCUGGUGAGGACUUCAAUGCGUUUUUGGAGUUGCAGGGCUUCGUGAGAAACAACUUUGAUGAAAAGGAUGCCGAGAAAGAUGAGCCUCUAAUUGAUGUGCCUGUUAUUACGGGUCCGUGUAGCACUUUUACUAAAACUGCUGUAGUGUCCAGCAUGCUGUAUUCGUCACUUAGUUCUCCUCGAACACCAGAGAUGAAGUCUCGCUGUGUGUCAUAUCAUAAGAACAGCACUCACUUUCACUACAAAAUCCUCUGCCACUGUCAUUAGGUUUCCUCGGGUAGGUCAGAGACCUGCUGAGUCACAUCAUAGUCAGCUCUUCUAAUGCAACCAAGCAGGAAGAGGAUCGCGAUCGCGACCAGCCGUCUGCUUCGGUGCAGGGCCCGGAAACAAGUGGUGGCCUUGGUUCCGGUAUCCUCGAGCUGUGAGGUCUCACUCGGCGCAUCAUGGUGGUAUUGACAUACUUUUGAUUUUCGUUAUAGUUGUUCGAGUUCGACGCUGACUAUCGUUCAAUGAGUUUGAGACUCAUAAAUCUUUGUCUCCAAAGGAACUGCGUCUUCUCUCAGCAUUAUUGUAACAUCUGACCUCAUCUCUUAUCAGGAUGCGCGCAUGAACGAAGUAUGGGAACAAGGAGGAGUAAAAUCAUGAAGGUGGUGAGGUUUAUAUAUAAGUAGUAAGUUUGUUUGUGUACUAAAAAGAAGUUGAAUUUGGGAUGAAGAAAGGAAUAAAAGACUGGGACGAGGAGGAAAAAAGAUGUAUGUCGUGUAUCGCAUGAUAUAAAUAGAUGAUCAUGAUAUUUUCGAGAUAUUACGAAAGUGAAAGUGAUAUGAAAAUCGAUGAAGUGAUCUUCUACAUGAUGAAUGACGAUACAAAAACGCAGCUUAGUAAGUAACAAGAAAAAUAAUUAGAGUAGUUUACAGAACGGAUGUAGGAUGGACUUGGAUGGAUCGGAUGGAUCGGAUGGACCCCCCUGAUUCUUCCGAUCCUACUUGAAAUGGUGGAAAGUCCAUCCGUUCCAUCCGAUCCAUCCGAUCCAUCCCAUCCCGGAUCUGGCACCCCUAUAAACUGCUCUAAAAUAUAUUGCUUGAUGAGUGGGGCCGUGUCAUGAUAUUAUAAAGGAUCAGGAUGAAGAUGAACAUAAUAACGGCAUAGACUUGGUUUAUAGUGACAACGCAUAAAAAAGCUGAGGCCGCUGCCUAUUAAAUAAUGUCGGAGAAAGUGCCGGGACCGAUGGCAGGGGGAACUGCUGCCCCCCUCUUCUUCUGUUAAUGUCCGAGAAAACUGCCCGGGGCCGCUGUCCUCCUCUCCUUUUAUUAAUGUCGGAGAAGAGCCGAGACCGAUGGGCGGGGCGUCGGUUGUCUUGCUUCCUCUCCUCUUAUUGAUGCCUGAGAGAAGCCGAGGCCGGACGAUGGGCAGGGCGGUGGCCGUCUUCCUCUUCUUCUAUUAAUGUCCGAGAGAAUUGGCCGGGGCUGCUGUCCUCCUCUCCUUCUAUUAACGUCCGAGAAAACUGUCCGGGGCCGCUGUCCUCCUCUCCUUUUAUUAGUUAUGCAGAAGAUCUAGCUGGAUCAGCGAGCUCAGUCCAAAUAUUUAGCGAGCAGAUCUGAGUAGAGGUUCUGCCCAUGAAGAUCAGCGCGAGUUCCUGACAAUUCGACCGAAUCCAACUCAUCGAGUGCCGUUCUUAGUCCCGUGCGACAAGCUCCUGCUCCCGCUCUAGAUCAACCUCCACACGGUUCUGAGCAUCGCAGUAAUAGGGGCCGUUUUGGCUCAAGUCAUCGUAACCGUUUGCAGGCGCCCUUGAGGCUACAGUAAGGCUUUUACUUUCUUCUUUCCGUCUCCGUUUCUCCUUUUUCUCCGCAUUACCUAUUGCCGCUAGGGCUUUAGGCUUUUCGUAAGCUCCCUUCUCUACUCGCGCAGCUUGUACUGUAUCAUCGCUAGGGUUUUGCGUCUUCUCGUGGAGGCGUCCUCAUCCCAUCCACCAUAGUGAAUUUGCUCAAGAUGCCGAACAGCAUGAUUCUCGCUAUAUCUCCGGGGGCUCCUUGAAAGAAGCUACGCGUGCUUUCUGCGCGCACAGCGGUGGCGACCUCGAGGCCCACACGGCCUUUAUGGAGUGGCUGGCUGCAAUUGAUGACAAACCGGUAACGCAGAGCUCGCUGGAUUUUCUCACAAAGAUUGGUGAGCGCCUGAUCGCUCAGGAAUUUCACGGCGCAGAUGACCUCAUGGGCGCGCCGAUGCCUGAUGCACUCCCAGCGCCUUCGUUCAAGGCAGGGCGCCGCGCCUUCGCGGAAAGGGCGAAGAUUCUCGCGGAGCGUCAGGCAGGGUUCUCUUGCAGUGGUGGACUCAUCGGAAGGCACGCAGCAGGUAAGCUGGACGAGGAGGCGGCCCAGAGCCCUUCCUUUGACUUUGAGACCCGUCUCGCCGAGCGCGGAGCAGUCACCCUUCCCGAUUUCCGCGCCAGUAGUGUCUCCGUGGCGAAAAUGGAGAAGGAACACAUCAAAGCGAAGACUCCCAUGCUGCCGGUCUUCUCGCCGGAUGACAAGCGAUGGACCCCGGUUCACAGCAGUGAUGGCAUGGGGGGGACUUGGUCCUUCUUCCUACUGUCGUACGUCGGUCAGUUGGAUGUCGGCUGUAGUCGCACUUGGGACUGUCGAUCUGGGUGCUGCCAUCUCAUACACCACGCAGCUCAGCGCUGUCGCUAUGCAGAACUCCGCCUUGGCUGCUCGCUCCCUGAGCUCUCUGCUGAUGCACAAGUUCGAGCGCGAAGUGGGUGAGCGCGUUUCUGCGAGUGCGCUUCUCUCGCAGCGCUUCUCCGAGCGUGGCAUCAGCAUGGCCGUGCGGGAAGCAGCCGCCGAUGCAAAACGAAAGCGGGAAGCCGCAGAGAAGAAGGAUGCCAUCGCUCGCGCACGCAGGGACCGCGAUGAGCAAGAGCGCAGUCGCCGUGCGCGUGACCGUUGGGUUGACAGUGUAUUCUUGGAGACUAGCGUGCCGCGGGAGCGCCUGCGUUCUCGUGGAGAUGACAGAGACCGCAACUACCCGCGCUACGGAGCUGGAUCAGAUCGCCGUCGCCCUAACGGUGGCGGUCACUCCUCGAAGCAGGACAGGACUGCGGAGCAAAUCGCCGAAACCUUGAGGAAAUCUGAUGCCACGCAGUGACUCCUCCGCCUCUUGGAGGAGUGUGGGUCGCCGCUCUACGCGACGACCUUGGUCUGCUACCUAAUUAACGACCGGGCGGUCGCUAACUGCGCCGCCAAGGUCGCAACGUGCGAGCGUAUCAAGGACCGGUCUGCCAGUGCGUGGGCUGCUAUUGUGCGUUCGGAAGUGCGCCAAAAUAUUCAACAUGUAUCCCUGCCUGCAAGUCAAGUACUUUGGGAGCAGCUUCGUCGCGAUUUCGUCUGUUUUAAUCGCUUCGACUUCGUCCGCUCUGGCUUCCUUGAGGGCUUUCCUCAAGUUGGGUCGCCCGACGUGCUCGCCGCUUGUCGGCGUGUGCGCAACCGCGAACUCAUCUCUCGCAGCAACCUGGAAACCUUCACGCCGGAGAUGCAAACUACACUGAGUGGCAAACUAAUUGACGCAAUUGCUCAGGGCUUCCUCGUGGAGCUUCUUGGCACCCCCGAGGAUUAUUCUGAUGCUAUUCCUUUCACGAGACGCCACCUGACGCACUCAAGCGGCAAGUGGCGACUGGUGGACGACUUUACGGAGUCGCUCGUAAACUAUAACUUCAGCAUUGAACCGAUUGAGCACGGCACGGCGGAGCAGCUCGCUAUGUCCAUUGCUGUGGCUGUUAUGUUCGGGGUCGACCUUGCCAGCAUCCGCCUAACCAAGGACGACACUAGCGCGGCCUUCAACAGGCUCGCUCCCUAAUCGCCCCUCGGAGAUGCAUCUUCUCGGACUGACGUGCGCUGGUCGUGCCUUCAUCCCGCUGGUCUGCCCCUUCGGCGCCAGGGCAUCCGUCGACAAUUUCGAGGCUGCAGGCGGCCUCCACAAUUUCUGGCUUAGCGGCGUUUUCGGUGUUCCACGCAAGCGCUAUGUCGAUGACAGAUUUGGGAUCUCAUUCUCAGUCGUCGGGAAAAACUUAGGCGCCCUGGAGCUGCGUAUCUCCCACCUUGUUGGUCUUCCGAGUGAUCCGAAGAAACACGCUGACGACGCCACCUCCCUUGUGGUGUUGGGUGUCUCCAUCGAGCUGUCGAGUGGCGCUAUUAUCCUCCGCAUUCCUGAAAAGAAGCGGAUGAAGUACGCAGAGGAGAUCUCAGAGUGCCUCCGCAGUGGCGUUCUUUCAUCGAAGCAAGCGGAGCGUCUUCGCAGUAAACUUUUCUGGGCUGGGUCGGUCUUGUUCUUUCGUGCUGGCAAAGCCAUGCUGUAUCUCCUCGCGAAUCGCUCUCGCUCACCGAAGAAGGAACUCACUCCUAAUCUUGAGGCUUGCCUCCUGUGGUGGAAGCAUCUGGUCUGCUCGUCUCGGCGGGCUCUCUGCUCGAGCGCAAGACUCGUCUCGACGUAUUCGCAUGCUCCGACUUGCUUUCGUCGUCUUCGGUCGUGAUAGCUAGUGGCGCCUGGUUCGCCCCCGGUCAGCCACUGGUUAUCGCAGGCGUCUGCAGAGGGACCUUCUUUCGUGGCGAAGUUUCUGCCCCGGAGCAGUUCUUUCUUGACUGGGGCGCUCGGACUAGGAAGAACAAAAUCAUCCUGGGCGAGCUCCUUGCUGCAGUGGUCGCAGUUGUCACUUUCUGCGAUGCCCACUCGCGCUGCGACCUUCUCGUGGACAAUCAGAGCAGCAUCGGCAUGCUCAGGAAAGGCUAUAGUCUUGUCCCCGACCUCUCCGCGAUGAUUGGCAACUUCUAACUUUUCUGUCUAGCGAGGCGCAUCCAAGUGGAGGAUAUCACUUACGUUCCAUCGGCAUGGAAUCUGGUCGACGUUCCGACAAGGUCCGCUAGCGGUCUCAUAGCACAAGGCUACCAGCCUGUGAGCUCCAGGCUUCCACGCUGUAGCUUCUUGAAAGUCAAAGAAUUUAUCUCCGAUUUCAGUCAGUUCGUCUGAUCUGCGGAGCGGUGGCUUGUGUGCAGCACACAGGCGCACUUGCGUCGCCCCCCUGGGGAUAAGCUAACUAAUCUGGUCGCAGUUUGUUACUUUCGUUUGGCCUUUGUCUGUAUAAGUAACCGCUUCGGACUCUGUGAAAGAGACGAAUACUCGAGAGAUGUUUCUGCUUUGUGAAGGAAGCAAAGCGAGUAAAUGUUCAGACUCCUUGGCUUAGUUCAAGUAGGCCUGGAUAAGAAUUAAGUAGUAGCAAGGACUGCUGGGUAGUGAUACCUCCGAGGGAGGGAAGCGCCGUGAACAGUAGGAAAUGAACAACGUGAAACACUAGAUCAAUCGUUCUGUGGUUUAGACGAGCAAUCUAGGGGAAGCCAUUCAAGAAGGAAAGGCUCAUGGAAAGUUUGGCCAAAUGAGCUGCCUACGAUAGACUUGAUCAGGUCCUGAAUCUCGAGGGGAAGCCCUGGAGUAGUAAGGAUAGGAUGAUCUAGGCCAGGUGACUAAAAGGUUGCGAGACCUUGGUAAACCCUUUGGCGGUUGUAAGAUAUGAAAGAAGAAUAGAACUGUUGGUAUCUGCGAGGAUACCAGGCGGACUUCCUGGAGACGGGAAGGGGCUAGGAUUCACUCGGUAUUUGGGCACCUUCGCUGUAAUGGUGAUAGGAAGAUAAGUACCACCGGUCGGAGCUCUUAAAAGGAUGGCUCCGACGCCUCACUGCGUAGGGGGGGCAGUGUAGGACCUGGCCCGGGUGUAAACAGGGCGGCCCUUCGUGAAGAAGUUCGCCAAAUAACUCCAAGGAACAAACGUUGAAUGACUCAAUACCCUAGACGGCUGCUGCCGAGAUCGACCCGGUAGGGCGGCUGUCAUUAUUAGGACUAGAGGACUUGGAGGAUCAACAAGAGAUUCCGACUGCAAGGCGGCGCUGUGUACAACGCUUAGGUGUUGCCUCAGCUACCAAGCUGUAGUGAGGGCCUCAUAGGGGGGCUGAUUGCGGAUCAGUCUCGUUCCCCAUUUUGUAAUUAGGAAAGACGCUUGAAGGUGAAAACCAGCAUUGUGCUUAAACCUAACCAACACAUAACUGGGGGCUGUUCCGGGGUUGCGAGACCCGUAGGAAAAUUUUGUUGAAGAACAGUUCCAAGUGCGAUUCUAGACGUACGGGGAUGACAGUUGGCAAGAAAACAACAGUUGAAGAAUGACCGUGUUCGACAGGUAUAAAAAGAAUGUGAGUUGGGAACUCACAGAGUUGUGAUGUAAUUCUAAUGCCGGAAAGUAUGCAAGAUUGACGUCGGAAGUGAGUUCCAUUCUGACCAGGGUUUUUUUCUUGAGCAUGGAAUCUCUCUUUCACAAAUAAAUGCUCGAUGUGGUUGACGGAAAGGAUCAAACAAAAUCUAAAAUCUGAAUGGUGCGUCGAGAACCUUGAGGAAAACCCAAGACUGGGAGUGAAGAAGCGCGGGAGUGUUUUGUUUCCCAAGGCUGUACCAUGAACAGUUGGAUGAGCAGAGCGAAUGAUAACUGCAGUUUCUGUGAAUAUCAGAAAAUUUAGAAAAUUUAGAAAACAAGCAUCCUAAGAUUAUUCACCUCCGUUUCCAAAUGCAGGGAUAGGAGAUUGUAUCUUCUAAAAGUUCAUCACGGACACCCGAGCGGUAGAAGUGAUAAAUCUUUCAGUCUAGAUUUGGGUUCACCACGAACUUACAUCUAAUUUUGUAAGAAAAAACGACUAAAGAUGGGAGGUUGGAAUUAUCCAGUCCGUAAGUAUGACGAGAAACGAGGCGGAAAAAAGGGCUGGCAUGACAAUAACAGUUCCUCUUCCUACGACAAAGGAUAUCAGGGAGGAUAUGGAGGUGGAAAAGGUGGCUAUGGUGGUGGCAAAGGUGGCUAUGGUGGUGGCAAGUCCUACCAAAACCAGAACCACCACUCCUAUGACAAGGAUCAAGGUCGCGACUACGACUACAACUACGGCAAGAACAAAAGCUACUCCAACAACCAGCCCCAGGGCUGGAAGGAUUGGAACGCCGGGGAGAAAUCUUGGGACAAGGAGGAGUCCUGGAACAACUCGGAUGAGUCGGUAGGAAAAGGUCCGAACAAUACAACAUCUACGAAGAAGGAACGAAAAAAGGAGAAAAAGAUGGCCAAGAAAGCUGAGAAGGCUGAGAAAGAGGAGGAGGAGAGGAUGCAGACUGAGUCUUCCUCGUGGAAAGGUGGUGCAUCUUCAUCUUCAAUCGACCAAGGUUCGGUUGAACCGCUGGUAGAGACCAACAUGAAAACAGCCUCUUCUUCAACCAGCGAAAGCAAGGGAGAUGUUGUCAUGGGAGGACAAGAACGUGAGAAAGAACUGUAUGUGCGAGAUGAGAUGCAGACUGAUCUUGCUGGAUUCUUGGUUCCCCUGCCGUUGCAGGUGCAUAUUGUCCCGGUUGAUGACAACUCUUUAAAGUUGUUACGCGGUGAUGCCCACUUCGCUGUUGGUCUGGACAAUCAAUACAACAUGAAGACCUGGGUGAAGACGGCGGCUUCUACCUUGUAGGAGUUGUUUUUGAAGAACACGCUCCUACUGUACAAAGAUUCGACUCACCCAGAUCCUACCGCGUUCAAGCUCCGGGAAGUUCCGUUUGACGGAAUUUUUGUGGUGGAAACCAACAACGGGGUAGAAAUUUAGAAAUUUAGAAAUUCAGAAAUGAGAAGUGGUGACGUGACACAAAGAUAAAGAACAUUCUCGUGAUAAGAAAACAAGAUACCAAGGCCAAGUAAAGGAAGAAAGGUUGAAAAUUAUGAACUAAACUUCUGGAUUCUUGAGCAGGUAAUCAGUAUGAACCUUCCACUUACAGGAGCCGUUGAACGAUACCAUCAAGGCGUUUUUGAUGUCGAUUGAAGCAUCAUUCGUUCAACCACCGAAUUUUUUGCCGAAAGCGCAUCUAGUGGUGAAAGCGCCGGAAGCUCUGAUCAAUGUCAUUCGACGUCGGUCCAAUGUGGAUUUAGUCGAUUUGGCAAUCAGUUGCCAGAAUCACCAAGAAUGCAACCUUUUGACGGCGAUCGCUGCAUCGGAAGUUGCUCGACGAUUUCCAGGCACAGUCUGUUUUUCGGCGAUUUGGGAUAUGGUCAAUUCGACUGAAGAGCUCAAGUACGGACAUGAAGGGCUUAGUCUUUCAGCCUGCAAGGUGCUCCAAGACCGUAUUCUGGAGCAGCGCAAAGCGCAAUGCUGUGCGAAAGUCGAGGCUUUGUGCCAGAUGCAGAAUGCACCGAUCUGGGCACAGCAACUGCAGGCUCAGUUGCAUCCAAAGGCUAGUUCCCCGAUUGAUUCGGUUGGUGGUAACGCCAACGUCACGGUGGACGAGCUACACGAGAAGAGUCGAGUGAGUGAAGACGCUCGCCGCCGCUCUUCUCAGUCGAAAAACAUCACAGCUUCUGGUACAGAAUACUUUGAAAUAUAUACACCUCGUCGACCAGACGAAUCCCCUAGAGCGAGUGACUAUGUCUCUCUAGGGUCUCCAGACGACGACAUGAGGAACGAAGUGUCUGUCGAAACUACUGAAUUAGACCAAUUCGACGUGGGAACUAAUCUGAUGAGAACCUCACUAGUAAAAAAUGAACUGAUACUAGUACAGAAUGAAAUGAAACCAUCAUCAACAGUUGCGCCACCGGCUGCUUCUGCGAGCUCGUCCAAGGGAGCGGCUACAACGGCUCCAGUCGAGCCGGCCGAAAGUUCUGCGGCGACAAGUUCCGAUGAAGAGGCCUUGGUUCAAGUUGAGGAUGUUCUGUCCGCGUCAGCUCCACCAACUUGUGAUCCAAGCAUCGCUAGCUUGCUGAGACAGCGACUUAGCCGCUAGAGGAGGAAUGAACUCCUCAACUUAGGGGUGGAAGUAAGGGGUUGUAGGAACUCUGGAACAUGAUGGAGUUAUAAAAAACUCUAAAACAUGGAGCUAGGCUAUUUUACCCCCUGCUUCUAAAAGGAACCUCUACCCAUGAUUUCCCCGUGUCAUUCGUAGAGAUAAAAUCUAAAAAAAAAUAAUAAUAAAAAGUAGACAACGAGAAGCUUCUGCCUUGAACUGAGGCAGCAGUCUUAGUGCUCAGAGAGAGCAAGACGGUGGAAUGUAUCCAAAGAGAAACGAUGUUGUUCAGACAAGUACCAGUAAGACUGAGAUGUGAUGGGACGUGAAAGAAAACGAACGAUCAGAGUGAUUCGGUGUUAUAGUUGGCCGGGCGCACUGCAAUGCGCGAGGCUGUGUGUGACGUUUGAAGGCGGAGGAGGGGCCUUCAGAACUUGGGGGGGAAACCCCUCAGGUGCUGGAAAUGUAGAAAAGAAGAAAAGAAAGAUAAGCUCCACGCAGUGGAAGGAUCAAGAAAGAGAGACUGCUCCGUGUUUUUUGUGUUUGAUUAGAAAAUUUUUUUUGUUGGAUGGAAGUAGUGAAUAGUGCACCGAAGGUUGGGCGAAAUCUGCCAAGAACAUGUUGCUGCAGUAGUGUAGUUGAAAUUGACAGCUGUGCUUCUUUAUCUUGUAAUUGUUUGAAAAGAUGUAGAACUAGACUCAAUGAUGUUGGCAGAGAUAAGCAUUGACAUUUAUUUGGCGAUUGCCUUUUGUCUUUUCCCAAAAAACCACCACCACUUUAGCAGGGUUUGAGAGAGAGUUUGGAGCGAAAAAACUUACAGGAUGACCACAAUCACUCGUUCGCCCGUCACUUGUGGCGGUAUGUCGAGCGCUGUCGUGACCUCUGGGGUCGUCACAGCAAUCCUCGGGUUUAUCUCGAUGGCUCGACCGGAUCCGGUGUAUUACCGUUACGGUAAGCCGCCGGGCAACCCUCCGGGGGCGCCUGGUGACGGAGGCGGCAACAAUUAUGAACAUUAUGAGGAAUAUGAAGAAGGUGCUUAUUGGCUGUUGACAAAGGUCCAAUGGCAGCGACUGUAUGAUCAAAUCGCCAACUUGGUUGCGCAUUUGAGCAUGCUGAUCGGACUUGGUAUUUUGCUAUUUGAAAUGUACCAAGCGAAAUCCCGACAGCAGGAAACUGGGGAAACAAUGGAUGAACCAGAAGGAGAUGUGCCACCCGCUUACAAGUUGCCGUCGAUCUUUGAUGGACAAGGUCAUGGACUAGGACUUGGUCAACCUUGGACGGGGAGCACGUUCAUUGAAACCGUGCCGAAUCAAGGUACGACUACCCUGGAGAAAGAGGUACAGAAGAAACUGAAUUUGACAGGAUUUAGAACUCGUAGGGUUUGUCCAAUUUUGGACACUGUGACGAAGUCCACUGGAUUAGGAAUUUGUUUGGAUAGGACUGUAAAGAUGCCUGAAAAUGAGAGCGUAUUCCAAAGAUAUGUUUGUGCACAGGAAAUGCAAGGACAUUUAGAAAUGUUGGAUUUCACAAAGUUGAAGAUGGUGGUAGUAAGACCGAUUGAUGAGAAUUCCUUUGAAAUGGGGUUGUUUUUGGUGGAUAAUUCGAGAUUCAAUGGGAAUGAUUCCUUCUCCAAAUUGAGUGCUACUCCCUUGAAUCUGGAAACUUACUCUGUCAGAGCGGCGCUUGCGGCCAGGCAAACGUUUGACCGGCUUCGCCUAGAACAUCUUCAAGCCCCUUUGCACGGUUGGCAAGCGGUGAAAAGCGGAGCCAUGAAGGCUAUGGGCGUUGCAAGUAAUGUGGUGGAUGCAGUGGAGGCGGAAGCUAAUCGGUUUUCCAACCUCUCCCGUGACAUGAGUGCAGCGGCCUGCUUGGUCAGCUUUAGAGAGCAGCUUUCGAAGCAGGCAGGUCUCAGGCCAAUUAUUGUGCAAGAAGAACUGGGAAUGCAGAUGUUCAGUCUUGUCUGCAAGGAUGGCACUGGAAUUUCGGUAGGAAUUUUCUGUACCCAGUACGUGAACAAAUUCCGCGAAUUGAUGGCUGAAAGGCUGAUUCAAAAGAGCGGUCAGGUGUUUCAGACGUCUGAUAUUGUGGGAACGUCCCAGGAACUAAGACGGUUCUUGCGGCAUUUUCUGCAACGGAUUCCACAAGAAUACGCGCGUUCGUUUGAAGAGAAUUUGAUUGGCAAAAGAGGAAUUGAGUACACAUCUUUGGACUCUGCGUGUGAGUAUGCGUUGGCGAGAGCUAACGUGAAAGCAACAACAAGUGAAUCAAGAUUUUCAGGGGAUGGCUCGUAUGAGCCGGAGCCUGGUUUCUUCAAUCAGAUGGAUUCAGAUUUCGCCCCUGAGCCGGGUUUAGAAGAAAAUCUGUUGAACAAGAUGGAAUUUUAUCCGCGAGGAGAUCGUUCUGCGAAAUUGGUGAUGUGCCAGCCUUGUGAAGAAUAUCAGGAUGAAACGAAGAAAAAGUGGUAUCUCUGUGGGGAUCCAAACCACAUGAGAGGACUGCACUACGCGUCCCUUGCGGAUGUAGACUGGAAUAAGGAGCCUCAAACUUGUCCACUGCCCGCGUGCAAUAAAAGGAAACACCCAGUGAAUAAGGCAGGACAGAUCUGUUGUCCGAAUUUGCUGGCUCGCGCAGCCGGGAGGCUGUUAAAGAGAGACGAAAAAACAAAAUUAAUCUUUUGCGAUGUUUUGGUGGACGCUAAGGGCGUUCCGCAUCAUCCAUCAUUUCGGAAGCCAGACUUUCAAGCAGGACUGGGAAAAGAACUCCUGGAAUUGAAGCGCGACGGGAAAAACCCGACGUGUAAGUUUGUGCCGGAAAGAGAACGUCGUUUGUUUCAUCCACCCGCCUUUGUGAAAUCUAAUAAACUGAAUUCAAAGAGAUUUGCUCAGAAAGAUUUGAAGUCAAAGAAAACGGGGCCUCCAGUGAAAAAAGUGGCUUUCGCUAAGAGGAGACCCGCCCCGCCCCCGCGGCGGGCCAACCAAAUGAACCUCGAUCCCUCCGUGACGGAAGCGUCGACCGGAGGAGGAGACGAAAUGACAAAAAACGAUUUAGAUUGGGAGAUGUGGGCAAAUGUGCCAUUAACCCCUUCUUUAAAUCGGAUGGAAACGUCCGAGGCCUGCAAAUUGAGUGAGGAUAGAAGUCCGAGCUCUUUCUGUUGGCUGUUUAUCCGAAUUGGAAUUUUGGUUUAUUUGAUAUUAAGAAUGGGAGAAGCCUACGUUUCGGAAUAUUUAGGGUUGACUGCAGACACAGUUCCCCGCAUGGUUUCGAAAGUACGUGAGAGGUUCCUAAGAAAGAACGGAGUAGUAUCCAUGAUGAAUUCUGCCUGGGAAAGCACCGCAAGACGACCGAAAGAAGAACGGCGAGCCCCAAUUUAUAUUGCGGGUUUUCUAGGCAAAGCCCUUCCAAUUCCUCUAUAUUUAGACCCGGGGGCGUGGCUAGGGUGCGAUGUGAUUGACAAGGCAAGUUACGAACGUCUGAGAUUACGGAAGGAUGUAAGUGACUUUGUGUCUCCGCCUAUGCCUUGCCCACCAGUGGAAAUUUCUUUUGGAAGAAAGUCUUUUUCCCAUACAGCGAAUCGGGAGUGCAUUUUGUGCUUGCAGAUUUCCACUCGAAGUGGGAAGGUCCUGGAUUUGAAACGAAAGUUUCUGAUUGUAGAGGGACUGAACACGCCCGGGGCGUUGAUUGCCGGGGAUACAGCAGUGUAUCAGCUUGGGAUUAACUAUGCGCCGCUACGAGAAGGUAGCCGCGAGAUAGAGUUGCUUGGCGAACGGGUGCCAAUUGUGGAGUAUAAUAGUACAACAAAGAAGCCCGUGAUGAACGCCUUUACAAGGUUAGCUCAUGUGGCGGCCUUCGCGUCGGUAUCUGCGACGUUUGUUUGCCCACCGAUUAAUCAUGAUAAUACCACAGCGGUGGUGCAGCCAAGUCUAAAGGCCACGAAAGACGGGAUUUCAUUUUUACCGGUUCUUAUCACGGGAUCGGAAUCGUAAGACACCGAGCACCCGAUUGAGAUUUUUAAUCACAGGAACAAGGAUCGGCAAGUGACAUUGACGAGAGAGCAUUUGAAGAUCCAACCACUGGCCCCACUGCGAGCUUGUAAUCUGAUGAGUCGGAUGACAGCAGAUUCUUCGAAGCCGCUGUCAGGGGGCGAGGGGGGUGAUGAUGCCCUCCUGCAAACGAGUCCGGAAUUUAAAAAAUUCGAAAAAGAAAGUCCGCCCAAACCUCUCGAGAACUGGGAAACUGCAAUAACAGUUGGAGCAUUAUUAACAGACUAUGGAUGCUGGCCUCUGCUGACUCAGCCUUGGCUGGGAAAGGGAGGCGAAGCCCCUGUAGGAGCAAUUCAUGGAAUUACAUAUGACGAAGGUGAGGCGAGUUUAGGAAGUCGAGUAUGUGCUGAUGUUUGGCGAUUACAGGGUCAGUUUGGAGAAGAAACGGAGAAGGUCAGUGAGUGGGAUAAAGAGGUCUACAACUUUUCGGAUACCACCGUCGACGUGAAUAGCGUCCGAUGGGAUUGGUACAAGUGGAAGAAGGAAAACGAGGAAAAAGAAGGACGAAAGGACUUUAAGAACACUUUGGCAGCCGGAGCGACGAGUAAGAUGAAGGUCUUCUCGGAACAACUACCGGAGGCCAGGGAUGUGAAACAUUUGAGUAGUCUAUUUCAAGAGUGGGAAGGUAUUCGAAAGAUCGAAGCAAUCUUGAACAUGUCAAGAUAUAAAAAUAAGACGAAGCCGAAAGACUUCGGGGAUUUGGGCAAGGAGAUACAGGAUCGAAGUACCAAAAGACAGCGUAACAGAAAGUGGGACGUGCCGUCUGUCGAGUGGACGGAGAACGUCAUGCAAGUCUUUAGAGCGCAAAUAAAGGAGUUCGACCAUAUGCCUGAAGAAAGUAAAGAAGCGCUGCUGGCUACGAUUGAACGGAAUGCGCAUUUCUUCUACGAUGAAGGAUGCCCGUUCCCUUCGUUGAAAACAGUGUGCCACUUCGAUUAUAAUCCUAACAGGGUGACGCAUCGGAGUUUACCUCAGCCGUUGCAGUUGAGCGCGUACGGAAAGAAGUGCUUGGAUUUUUUGUUCCAGACUCAGCUCGACGACGGGUUGUUUGAAAAGUGGGAUGGGUCUGAUGAAAGUCGACCAAUUUUCUGCAGUCCUGCUUUUUUAGCGCCUCGCAAGAAUUCCGUGAUUGGAAGGAUUGUGGUGGAUUACAGGAAGUGUAACGAGGCGUUGACGCCGAUUGCGUUGCCGGCUCCUAACCAAGAAAAGAUUUUCCACAAUCUAAAAGGGAAGAAGUUUUAUUUUGGGUCGGAUUUGUCGCUGGCCUACAAUCUAGCGAAACUCGAUGUGCAAACAAAACGUCUCCUGGCGGUGGUGACCCAUUCUGGGGUGUACUUGCCUACGCGAUUGACGUUAGGACCAAGUCCCGCGCCUGGGUGGUUCCAAGCUCAAACUGAGGCGGCGUUUGGGCACGAGUGUGAAGUAUUUAUAGAUGACAUCGGCUAUGGAGAGAACUCAAUGGAAGAGUUCAUGUCGCGACUAGAGAGGGUAUUCCAAUGUUGUGAGAAAAGUGGGGCCCGACUCUCGCUGACUAAGACUUUUAUUGGUGCUCCGAAAAUUGAAGUGUUAGGGCAUAUCAUUGAUGAAGCCGGGAUGCACCCUAGUCCGGCAAAGUUAUUCCAAAUUCAGAAUUGGCCUCUCCCCACAAACAAAGAAGAUUUGACUUCGUUCGUUCAUGUGGUUCGGUAUCUGCAAUGUUACACAAGCGAGCUACAGAAUGUCGCAGCACCCUUGAAGGAAUACGAACUCAAGAAAAGGCCUUUUAAUGAGUUUGCCUCAGAUGAGCAGGCAGUAGCCGCUUUUCAGGCACUAAAGGACGUGGUCUCGAAGAAUGCGAUUCUGAUUAAGCCAGACUACGAAGCAGCAAAUACUUGGCAGCGGCCAUUCGAGGUGUUCACGGAUGCCUCGCAGCAUCGCUAUGCCUGGGCAAUUUGUCAGCGAACAGCUGAAGGUAAACUGCGAGUGUGGAAAUGUUCUACGCAUUCGUUUGACAAAACGCAGAAGCAGUGGUCGACUUUAGAGCGCGAAUUAUUUGCCAUCGUGGACUUUAUAAAGUCGGGCUAUGAGCUGAUUCGAGGCUCGAAGUGGAUCCUGUACACGGAUCAUCAGAAUUUGGGCACGAAAGUGCUCAACUCACUGUGUGCCAAUAGAACUACCGGAGGUAAGAUCUUACGAUGGUUUUAUCUCAUUGCUAGACCGCUUUCUACUGGGAAGCGAGUAUAUUUGAAGGGGGAAGCGAACGUCAUUGCGGACGCGCUUUCGAGGAUGAAGUCUGAGGAGGAUCCGGCUCUGAAGGAGAUUGAUAAUCUUUCUUUUAUGUUGCCGCGGAUUCGUUCUCUAGUGCAGUUUAUCUUCUGCCAGCCAGAUCAACUUGACCAGAUGAUGUCAGAAAGAAAGAAGUUACUGGAGGUGGAUCAUUUUGUGCCACCCGUUCACCCAAGUGAAGACUUUGAGGACCCGCAUGAUCACUUGCCGAGUGCUCUGGCAUCGGAUCAAGCGGUAGGCAGUGACGUGGGGGUGAAGUGCAUUGGAAUUAAGAUGAAGAAGGACGCGAGCAUGAAAGAAAGUGAGGUAGGGAAUGGAGAUCAGGAGUGGCAGAGUCCAUCCCAGUUAAUGUGUACGAUGUGCGAUGAAGGCGAAUGCAUGAUGUUGCAGGAUGGAGCCGGAUUCCACUUGUAUCAUGGGGAUGGCGUCCCCGAUCGACCAUGUAACGCGAGUUCGUCGUUACUAGAUGAGGAUUUAGACCUCCUGGACCUAGGAAGGAGUGGGGAGGGUUCGACGUCCUCGAAACAGAAGCGGGUUUGUGCGGUGGUGGUUUCCCCAAGUGGGAAGGUGUUAAUUGCAGAUGCGCAAGACAACGAAGUUUUUGAAGAUAUUUCUAUUCGGUUUCCCGGAGGGAGAUUGAAUGAGGGAGAAGGAGUUAACCAAGGGCUUCGGCGGUUGGUGCCGUUAUGCGUUAAAAACGCCGAGAAGCUAGAGUGUCAAUAUGCAACCUGCCCGAGCCUUUACGAUCUAGGAGUCUACUGGGUUUUGCUGCGGGUAAAUUCCACGGCGGACCACGGAUGGCUGGAAACGGCUUCCGUACUCAGUCCAAGGUCGGUAACCUGGGAAGUAUUUAUCGAAAAGUUAGGAGCAUCACGUCAAAAGCGACGGCUGAAGACGAUGCUCAAAGCAAUGAGAGAUCAGUUGCGACCCUCGGCAGUAACCGAGCGCUAUAGGGGGAUUUUCCUUCCCCGGCGAUUAUAUCGGAAGACUGACGAGAGAGGAGAUAACGUAGUGGUCUCCGGUGUGAUGGAUGGCCGUCUAACGGAUCGGGAGUGGAUUAAAAUUACUCCGAACAUGACGUUUAAGCAAGCUUAUGAUAAAGCUUGGGAUCGUUUGAAGGAAUUGAUGCAAGAAGCCGAAACAGCGGCAGCUAGACGAUUGGGUGAAAGAAUCGUGAAUGGGAGGUCCGUGGUUCAUCAAGAGUAUUUUCAUCUUUUUCGGAAGCCUGAGAGGGCGGACGUGGUGAAAAAGGUUGCAACGGAUCUCUUCACGAUCUCGGCCUCUUGGGAUACUAGAGCCUGUUUUUUGGAUUCUGCUCCUUGUACGAACUUCAAAGAGAUUCGGAAGUGUCGAAUAGGGAGGGUGUCCGCUUCAUUAUGUCGGUGCCUCUGUGGUGAAGGCGUGAUAGGAGGGGAAGCCCCUGAUGUGACUGAAUUCCUAACCGCGCCGGAAUGCGUGAAAAUUUCAAAGGAGGUUCGCGAGCAGUUUAUUAGGAAAUGCGAUGGAGUGGAAUCUUUCCGGAUUUUGUUUCCAUCGUUGCCAGUCAUUAGUGACGAGGCUACGAUGAUCCGCGAAACUGCGAAUAAUGAGGAUUUGUACAUAGAAGUGCAUGAAACAUCGGAUAAAGUGACCCGAGUGGCCAUGUGGAACCCAAAGAACGUGGCCUCGCUUCAGGCAGGCCCGGUGAGGGCUUUCGGAUCCCUGUGGGAUGAAGAAAGUUGUAAGCUGCGGGUGAAAAAACAUUGGGAGUUGAGGAUUUUCCAUUUCCCUUUUGCAGGGGAAGACUCCGUGGUGGCAGCGUUAGUUUCACUGCAAGGAGCAGGGCUCCGUAAGCGCUUGGUGGAGGAUCAGAAGGUUUGUAAGGAAUGGGGUCCUGUUUAUUUGGCAUGUGAACUGCGCGACAGGGAAAAGGACCGGGAACAGGUUGAGCUUGCGGUUGCACGCAAGUGGGACCUGGGAAAGGCCCGUAUGUCGACCGCUAGAAUGUAUGAGCAUUGGAUUGACGAAGAUACUAAGUUGUUGAUGACUCGUCAUCAUGAGACGGCUGUAGUAUGCUUGCCAGCGGGAGGAGCUUGGCUGUCUACCGUAGUAGGGAAGGAGGUGAGUUGGAAGAAGUAUUACCUUCUCCUGGCUCAUAAUUCCUUGCUGGGAACGGGGCAUGGAGGUGCUCGACAAACCUAUAAUCAUCUGCUGGAUAGAGGGGUGUUUUGGGCAACCAUGUGGAGGGAUGUGCAAGUGCAUUGUAAAAAUUGCAUUGCUUGCACGAUCGCCCACGCGGCCAAGGCAACGCAGGCCCCGCUGGGGUAUGAGAAGUAUCUAGGGUUUUUCAGAGUGCUGCACGUUGACCAUGUGGGUCCAUUCAAAUUGGAUAAAGGUUUUAAUUACUUAUUGUCGGUUCGUGACUCGGCGGCGUUGUUUUCCUGGUUCAUUCCGGUGAAAGCGAAGUCUUGCAAAGAGGCCGCAGAGGCUUUGGUUGCUAACGCAUUUUGUAUGGUCGGGUACCCGAUUGUGAUACGAUCCGAUCGAGGAUUCGGUGAGUCGGGGGAUGAAAGCCUGGGGAAAUACUUGCAGACAUAUGGGGUGCAUCAUGCGCCAACUAUGCCGUAUUCGCCGCAGGCGAAUUGGCUGGUUGAAGUGCUCCAUAAGCCGCUGCGGAAGAUUUUGAUCAAAUUUGCGGAGAACGCCAAAUGGGUAGAGUUGGUUCCUUACCUAAAUUGGAUUGCUCGGACAACACCGUUCGAGGUGUUAGGUGAUCGCUCGCCGUAUGAGCUAGUGUUUGGCUGUAAGCCGCGGCACGCUUUUGCGGAAACUCUGAGAACGGCGCUCGGAGGAACACCGGGUGUGGAUUCUUAUUUGGAAGCAGCGAAUAAGUUUCGGGAGGAAAUUUUGUCACAAUCAAACCUGACGGGUAAUGAAAGUUCAAAGCUUCGUCAAAUCGCACAAACAAAGCUGAGAGGGCAUUCACUGGAAGCACCUCUGAUUACUGGUGAUCUGGUGGUAGUAAGAAACAUGCACGCGCGAAAAGAUAGUUUUGACCCGAAGAAUUUUCCAGCGUUGUUUAAGGUGGAGUCGGUAGGACCGCGCCACGCGAUAUUGCUGGAUCUAUUGGGUGAAGCAGCAACGGGAGCGGCCAGUGGGAAGGUUCCACUGAAGUUGCUGACCCGUGCUGUACCCGCAUCAAGUGCUGAGGAUUUCUUGCGGAAUCUGGACCAUCUCCCUUCGACGGAUGAAAUGUUGGGAAGAACAAAGGAGGUGUUCACGCGGAAGGUGGAGGAACAGACUGAGUAGGAGGAACUCCUGAUGUGGUUGUAGAGCCAGUCCCUGAGGAAAUCUGGGAGGUUUGAUGAAAACUCAAAUAAUGCGUAAAGUGACAAAAUGAUCCUACUUCCUACUUUAGGAGACUGCUGCAGCCACUGGCGGGAGAAGGGGGGUGAUGAUGGUCCCACGAAGGCUCUGAGAUGAGACUCCGUCUGCAAGGAAUGUUCUGUGUUUUGAAGUAGGGUAUAAGUAGCAUAGAGAUAACCGGAUUGGUGUUGUGAAACAUCGCUCUUAUGUGGUGGAGUCCGAACGGAUUCGAUGAAUGAAGAGAGGUCGACUUCCAGCACUUUGCUGCUAGCCCGGUGCUGAGGCCUACCCUAGCACAGUGUUGGAGGGAUCUCUGGAUCCGUGGAAAGGAACUUCAAACCAGGAAGUGGAUUGAUCACCUGCUUUCCUGGGGCAAGCUCUGGCUAGUUUAAGGUUCGUCUGUCUUGAAGCAGCAGAGGAGGCGUCGACCUGGGGGCGUCUGUCUGUAUAAGUAACCGCUUCGGACUCUGUGAAAGAGACGAAUACUCGAGAGAUGUUUCUGCUUUGUGAAGGAAGCAAAGCGAGUAAAUGUUCAGACUCCUUGGCUUAGUUCAAGUAGGCCUGGAUAAGAAUUAAGUAGUAGCAAGGACUGCUGGGUAGUGAUACCUCCGAGGGAGGGAAGCGCCGUGAACAGUAGGAAAUGAACAACGUGAAACACUAGAUCAAUCGUUCUGUGGUUUAGACGAGCAAUCUAGGGGAAGCCAUUCAAGAAGGAAAGGUUCAUGGAAAGUUUGGCCAAAUGAGCUGCCUACGAUAGACUUGAUCAGGUCCUGAAUCUCGAGGGGAAGCCCUGGAGUAGUAAGGAUAGGAUGAUCUAGGCCAGGUGACUAAAAGGUUGCGAGACCUUGGUAAACCCUUUGGCGGUUGUAAGAUAUGAAAGAAGAAUAGAACUGUUGGUAUCUGCGAGGAUACCAGGCGGACUUCCUGGAGACGGGAAGGGGCUAGGAUUCACUCGGUAUUUGGGCACCUUCGCUGUAAUGGUGAUAGGAAGAUAAGUACCACCGGGCGGAGCUCUUAAAAGGAUGGCUCCGACGCCUCACUGCGUAGGGGGGGCAGUGUAGGACCUGGCCCGGGUGUAAACAGGGCGGCCCUUCGUGAAGAAGUACGCCAAAUAACUCCAAGGAACAAACGUUGAAUGACUCAAUACCCUAGACGGCUGCUGCCGAGAUCGACCCGGUAGGGCGGCUGUCAUUAUUAGGACUAGAGGACUUGGAGGAUCAACAAGAGAUUCCGACUGCAAGGCGGCGCUGUGAACAACGCUUAGGUGUUGCCUCAGCUACCAAGCUGUAGUGAGGGCCUCAUAGGGGGGCUGAUUGCGGAUCAGUCUCGUUCCCCAUUUUGUAAUUAGGAAAGACGCUUGAAGGUGAAAACCAGCAUUGUGCCUAAACCUAACCACCUUACUACUUGAGUGCGUGAAGUAUAUUAUUCGCCACUUCGUGCUUAGUUAUUAUCGUUGAACUUCGCUCACCUACGGAUGCUUGUUCUCCUGACGGUGUUGCUAUCUCGUGCUAUCUCUUCUUGUGUAUUACUUGCCUGUCUCUCUCUGUGAGCGUGGCACUACUAUUAUUUGCUCAUCUGCAUCUCUUUCGUUAUUCUUGCGCGUGCGUUGUUUAUCUGUAUUUAUUUCCGGCUGUUGACUACUGCCUCAGUCUUCGGCCUUUUCUGCAUCCUUAUGCAUCAGUCUUUGGCCAUCAUAGAUUUACUUUCCUUCUUGGUGGGAGCGUGGCUCGCAUUGGCACUAUAUCACUUUCUCGCGCUUUGCGCAUAUAUCACUUACUUACUCGCCAUGCUGAGGCGUUUGCAUCGUAUUAAAAAAGCUUGACUGCAAAACAAAAAAAGGCUCAUAGACCAGUCUUCCGCGUAUAAGGUGGCCGGUCUAUCGUGCCAUCUACUCUCACUUCAAGAAGUCGCCUCUCUGUGAUUUCUUGCCAGGUACCUCGUUUCCGCCCUCCGCUUCGGGAGCGGAGUUGUCGCGACCUUGGGCUUGUAUGACGCCCACAGCUAUAUAUUUCGCAAGUGUAUAAAAAAUUUUCAGGGCCCUGCCAGCCCCUCCUUUGUGCCUCCUCUCAAACCCGCGCUCGGUGUGCGUACCGCGCGAGACAAUCAAAAGCGAGAUGCAAAACGCAGCAGCAUGCGCGAAGCCAGUGAGUAACAGUACGCUGCUGCCGGCACCGUGUCAAGCGAAUUGAGGCAGGCGCAACCGUCUGGCCACCGAAGUGGCCUGAACGGUAGCAAGACAGAGAGGCGCAGCAGCCUACGACCGAGAGAAGGGCGCGUCGGUGGUGUUUCCAGUGGGGGCCAGCGGGCGACGCGCCGAAUUCUGCUCCGUCCCUGAACCGGUCAGGCAUCCAUAGCGAAAUCGCCAAAAAAAGGGAAGGGGUCCAUGGGGGUGUAUAUAGUUGAGAAAGUGACCUCCUGAAAAGGCAGAACCUAGAGCAAAACCGUGCCCAAAUGUGAGGUAUAUAUGUGGAAUUUUUUGCGCUCUUUUAGGGCAAAAAAGGGGAGCCGUCAGGACAACCCAAAAGGGCCAGCUUUGGCCCCACGGGUCCAGUCGGCUCCGCUUUGAUGGCGGUGGCCCGGUCGCAUGCUUCAGUGCCGAACUUGGCCGCCUGUGGAAGCGAGCCCAGCCUCGCCCCUGUGCUCUGCAGGCCUUCAUGGACAAAGCCCAGAGGAAGGGCCAGUCAGAGUCUUUCCUCUUCAGGCUAGUGACUCGCAACUCCCAGCCCAAAAAUUCUCCGGUUGGGGCUAGGCUCCUGGCGUCUAUCCAUGUGCAACCAGGUCGGAGCGGCUUGACGGCCGGCGCCUCUAAGCAAGAGGGGCAGCUGGCCCCUGAAAAUUUUUUAUAUAGUUGAGAAAUAUAUAGUUGCGAGCGUCAUAGCUUGGCUGGGUUAUCUAUAAUUCUAAACACGGCUUGGGUGAUCUACCGCUACCAUGGGACAGCGGCGCAUGAGCCACCGCUCUCUGCAGCGCGCCUUGUGCGCCUCGGUUUCUCUGCUCUCGCAGGUCCUCGUCCUUGCCCUUGGGCGUACACCUUGAUCGUGGCUCGUGCUUAUCUGUCAAGUCGGACCUCUCGUCCUUGAAGUUCUUGUGGAGUCUGAAUGUACUGGCCUCGGCCAGAUUUUUCAACAUCGGUCUAUCGUGCCGGUAAGAAUGGAAUGGCUCUGGCUUGUUACGAUAUCCACUGUGUCUCGAUCCCCUCAACAGGUCCCUCGGAGACCGACGCGAGACCGCGGGGCGUCUGCCUGGAUCCUGACUUGCGUUCGGUAGCGCAUCGCAUUACUUACCCUCAAUAAGUUGACUGUUCGCGCAGGUUCUGCCUUUAUGUGUUGCAAGGAUCCCGCCAGUCUUCGCUAUUGAUUACCUUGCUUGUGUCUACCUCUAUAAUAAGCGUAGUGUGCUUUGUGUCGCUGCGCCUUAGUUUCACUCAGUAGCGUUCACUCCUUCCCCCAGCAAAGACGCAUUACUUACCCUCAAUAAAUUGACUGCUCAUGCAGGUCUUGCCUUUACGUGUUACAAGGAUCCCGCCAGUCUUCACUAUUAAUUACCCUGCUUGUGUCUACCUCUAUAAUAAGCGUAGUGUGCGUGGUGUCGCUGCGCCUUAGUUUCCGACAGUGGUGCCCACUCCUUCUCUCAGCAAAGAUGCUCAGGGCAGUCUGCUGUGCCGGUAGUGUGGCGGAGAAUUUACCGGCGACGCCUAAAACUGAAGCCGCCGGCGCUUCAUCUGCGCGGUCCACUUUCAAGUCGAUCGUCUGUCAACCACCUGGGGCACACACCCCGGCACCCCCGUGGUCUCCCCCUGGGGCCUCCACGGCACGUCAUAUUCUCCCACGACCCUCUGCGCCCCGGAUGUCACAGCUCCUGGCUGAGUUGUCGCCCCGGUCGCCUCUUGAGGACGUGGUGAGGAUCUUCCUUCUUUACGAUGCUGACAACACCCUCGGACUUGGUCGCCUGCCAGUGGGUACCCCGCUACAAGAAAUUUCGCGUCUUAGAGCUGGCGGCGAGAAUAGCCUUCGCGCAGUCUGUCUCGGUAAGAAAGCGAUACUGGAUAACGCUGGGCGCAGCCUAGCCAACUACGCAACUGGCGCGCGCAUAUGGUUACGAUGGUGCCAUGCAGUCGGGCACGGUGUCCUCGUCUGCAACAUUUCUGAGGAAGCCCUUCUCCGCUUCUCCUCGGUAUUCCGAUCUGGCGCCUCCUUCGAGCAAUACGCGCAGCACCUCAAACUCGCUUGCCGAGUGGCGCAGGCACCCACUGCGUGGCACACUGAUGCCGUCUCUUCUGCUAAGUGUGGGCUGAAGAAAGCGCGAAACCCUGGCAGGCCUCCUCGCUCGGCUAUAUCUUUGUCGCUGAUGCACAAGCUACUUCGUCUCGCGGCCGCGGAUUGCGACGACACUCAUCGAGGGACUUUCCUGGUGGCGUGGCACUUCGUGUUACGUGUUAAGUCGGAGCUUCUUUCCCUGACCACCGCGCAGAUCUCCCAUGAUGCCUCUACUAGGCGGACGACGAUCCUUCUCCACCGUCGGAAGAACUGUAGCCGAGAAGUGCGCGCUACUCGCACGUGCACCUGCGGCGCGGCGAUCUGUGGAGCUUGUGCUCUCUUCCUCCUCCAGCAGAAAGCUGCUCGCUCCUCACGUGCCUCGCUAUUGCCGUCACGGUACUCCUAUCCCUUUGUACUCUCGCGGCUGAAGACCCUCUUGUGGAGAACUGGCGCCGAUGCGUCUACCUUUGGUGCGCAUAGCUUCAGGAAAGGCGCUGCGCAGGAGAUGGUCGCGUCCGGUAAGCCGUUGCGAGAUAUUCUACUCGCUGCCGGUUGGCGGAGUGGGGCCUUCAAGUCCUACAUCGACCUGGGCGCAGUAGAGACUGCAGCAGCCUCCUCGAUCGAGCUGAGCGACUCCGACUGCGAAUCGGAGUAGUCCUGCGGAUCCGUGUCUUGCUGUGGUUUUUUCCGUUUGCUUGCUUCCUUUCGGUGGGCUCUCGCGUCUUGUACGCUGGCGGAAGCGUCUUUUGGUGGGAGGUGCAUGCGACGCUUCCCUGCGCUGUGUCGUAUGCGCGGACACCUUCGCCACCCCCUCCAGCACUCUCAGACCGAGGGAGCAUCCGAUCUUCGUUAUGCAGAAGAUCUAGUUGGAUCAGCGAGCUCAAUCCAAAUAUUUAGCGAGCAGAUCUGAGUAGAGGUUCUGCCCAUGAAGAUCAGCGCGAGUUCCUGACAAUUCGACCGAAUCCAACUCAUCGAGUGCCGCUCCUAGUCCCGUCGCGACAAGCUCCUGCUCCCGCUCUAGAUCAACCUCCACACGGUUCUGAGCAUCGCAGUAAUAGGGGCCAUUUUGGCUCACAGUCAUCGUAACCGUUUGCAGGCGCCCUCGAGGCUACAGUAAGGCUUUUACUUUCCCUCCCUCCCUCCCUUCAUUCUGUCUAGCUGGGUUCGGUGCGUGCGACGCUUCCCUGCGCUGUGUCGUAUGCACGGACACCUUCGCCACCCCCUCCAGCACUCUCAGACCGAGGGAGCGCCUGAUCUGCAUGUCGGAGAAGAGCCGAGACCGAUGGGCGGGGCGUCGGUUGUCUUGCUUCCUCUCCUCUUAUUGAUGCCCGAGAGAAGCCGAGGCCGGACGAUGGGCAGGGCGGUGGCCGUCUUCCUCUUCUUCUAUUAAUGUCCGAGAGAAUUGGCCGGGGCUGCUGUCCUCCUCUCCUUCUAUUAACGUCCGAGAAGAGCCGAGACCGAUGGGCGGGGCGUCGGUUGUCUUGCUUCCUCUCCUCUUAUUGAUGCCUGAGAGAAGCCGAGGCCGGACGAUGGGCAGGGCGGUGGCCGUCUUCCUCUUCUUCUAUUAAUGUCCGAGAGAAUUGGCCGGGGCUGCUGUCCUCCUCUCCUUCUAUUAACGUCCGAGAAAAGUAGCCGAGGCCGCUGCCCUCUUCUUCUUCUAUUAAUGCCGGCGAAAAGCCGGAACCGAUGGACAGAACGGCGGGCGCCCUCCCCUUCUUCUAUUAAUGUCUGAGAAAAGUAGCCAGGGCUGCCGCCUUUCUCUCCUUCCAUUAAUGCCUGAGAAACGCAGCCGAGGCGGCUGCCCUCCUCUCUUUCUAUUAGUGUCCGAGAAAAGCCGAGACCGAUGGACAGGAGCAGCCGCUGGCGGCCUUUCCUCUUCUUCUACUAAUGUCUGAGAAAAGUCGAGACUGAUCCGCAGGCCUACGGACUUUUUGGGGGUUGAAAUAGAUUUGGACAGUCAAAACUUUCGCAAUUUUUGGACAGGUGAGCGCAGGGGGGCACUUGGGUGAAGUUCAAAACUUGCAACGGCACCGCGCAGUGCUUGGGCUCCGCUGUCUUUGAGUGAAAUUAGAAACCUGGCCGAGCGCGGUGCCUCCCUCUCCUUCUGAUCCAGCGCUGGGGCCUCUCUUUCUGGUCUGGAAGGUCUACAAAUUUUAGCCAAAGUGCGAAGCUUUUGGCUUUAAUCAAUUUGGGCGAAAUUACAAACCUAUCGCGCGCGCGGCUUCCUUUUUUUCGGCGUUUGUUCUUAAAUUUUGGCCAAAGUGCUAAACUUUUGACUUUCGGCCAUUUUGAGCGAAAUUAGAAACCUGGCCGAGCGCGGUGCUUCCAUCUCUUUUUGAUCCAGCGCUGGGAUCUGUCUAGACCGGCCGUCGGGGUCUAAACCAUCGGGGCUUAGACCAUCGGGACCCAAGCCUGACCUUCGGGGCUGAAAGAAACCAUCGGGGCCCAAACCGUCGGGGCCUAAACCAUCGGGACCCAAACCAUCGGAACCUAAACCGUCGGGACAUAGACCGCCGGGAUCUAAGCCGUGAGGAUCUAAACCAUCGGGGUCUAGCCCAUCCAUUGGGGCUUAGGCCUUUAGGGUCUAAACCGUCAGGAUCUAGGCCAUCGGGGUCCAAGCCAUCGGGGUCUAAUCCAUCGGGGUCGAAGCUGUCGGGAUCUAAACCAUCGGGAUCCAAACCAUCGGGACUUAAACCAUCGGGAUCGAAACCAUCGGGGCCUAAACCUUCGGGAUCUAAACCUUCGGGAUCUAAGCCGUCGGGCUCUAAACUGUCGGGCUCGGGACCUAAACCAUCGGGAUCUCAACCGCCGGGAUCUAAACCUUCCGGAUAUAUACCAUCGGGAUCUAAACCAUCCGGCUCCGUCGUGCGUGUGUGGCGGCGUGUUUUUUUUGGAGCGUUUUGGAAUUUGGUUGUUUAUUGUUCUUGUUGUUUUUGUAUUACUUAACAUCGUCGACAUCGACCACGACUGCAAUAUUUGCUUCUGCGUCCUCGGAGCAUGAUGGAGCUUGAUAAAUUUACCUUGAGGAUGAAGUGUGAUGUGAAUGUGAUCAAAUGUCAUUAUGUCGAUGGACUCUACCAAGAGGAAAGGUGGUCUUACGAUCAAGUUAAGAUAUUGCAAUCGCAAUGUGUGUGCUAUCUGAGAUUGUUUGGAGGUCUUGUAACGGAUGUUCGGAG